Danaus plexippus (monarch butterfly) is the source of this 2728-nucleotide messenger RNA. RefSeq names its product zinc finger protein ZFP2-like. The transcript has 2 exons. Gene Ontology annotation, biological process: regulation of transcription by RNA polymerase II. Bases 92 to 1957 code for a protein of 621 amino acids. The record is from RefSeq and is a predicted model, not a curated record. NCBI's taxonomy places the organism in Eukaryota, Metazoa, Arthropoda, Insecta, Lepidoptera, Nymphalidae. Gene Ontology annotation, cellular component: nucleus. Gene Ontology annotation, molecular function: RNA polymerase II cis-regulatory region sequence-specific DNA binding; DNA-binding transcription factor activity; zinc ion binding.
AAGCUGAACAUUGUGUCAACAGACAACAGAAAUAAACUCAAGCUGUGAUUCCUCUUUACUAUUUAGUAUUAUUUAGUUUAUUUUUAAUAAUAUGGCAAAUUUACUAUUGAAAAAAGAUGGUAUUUGUAGAACCUGUCUGAAGGAAGCCGUUAAUUGUAAGUCAUUGUUAAGUAAAAUGGAGAACGACGAUAGGACUGUGUGCGAAGUUUUGAGUUUCAUUACGAGCUUUGAUAUAAUUAUAAGUGAAAAAUAUCCCAAACAGAUAUGUAACGAGUGCUUUAUUAUGAUACGGAAAACUGAAGAGUUCAAAACGCGUUGUAUUCAGUCAGAAACAUUACUAAAAAAUGAAUUUUUAAACUGCUCCGUGUUUGUUGACGAUUUUGUAAAGCAAGAUCUAAUCGCGAAUAACAAUUUAUCUCCGUCUUUCAAUAAUGAUGAUAGUUUAAGUAACGAGAAUGAUACACUUAAGCUUGAUGUUUUGAACGUGAUAAAACAGGAGAGAGAUGAUUUCUUACAAGGAGACAUAGAAGAUUUAUCCAAUACUAAUCUCAUUGAUAAAAUUGAAGUACCAGAAACAAGUCCUUUGAUUUGUCUUCCCAAAACUAUAGCAAGCGAGUAUGACAGAGAGUACGAAGAUAUAAAACAGUUCAAGUCGCAUUUGGAAAAAUGUAAUCAUGAAGAAAGCACCAAGAAGUGUGAAAAUUUAUUUGUUGUUUGCAAAAAAGAGACAGCAUGUUCGGAAUUAUUAAAAACAGGUUCAAAUACACACGAAAAUGCACAAAAUGUGUGUAACUUCGACCAAAACUUUACAAAUGGUUGUAAUAUUAGCAAUAAGUAUGACUUUAGUCAAGUAGAUAGCACAUGUAGCGAUGAGAUUUCUUGUACAACAAAAAUCUUUAACCAAGAAACUCCUGUUACAAAACAAAUAAGUAAUGAAAAAAAAUCAAACAGUUUGGCAAAGAGACGGGAAACACUAAAACCAGGUGCAGUUGAUGAGUCAUCAACAAUAUCCUGUCCUCACUGUACUCGGGUACUGCCAGAUGUGAAAGCAUUUGAAAAGCAUCUAGAAAAGCACAGAAAAUGUGCGAAAAAGAAAGAAUUCCAAUGCUCAAUGUGUUCUAGAAAAUUCCUAAGUAGAAAACUAUUGACGGAACACAUCAACUCGCAUCUAGAUAAAAAUGAUCAGAAAUUUGUUUGCACGACAUGCAAAAGAGAGUUCAAACAUCAGGCACAUUUAGAGAACCAUAUAGAAAAUGCGCACACCAAGAUAAAAGGCUUCAAGUGUGACACAUGCACUAAGAGCUUCUCCAACCAGGAAAGUCUUGAAUUCCACAAGAAACAACACACAAACACUAGGAAAUAUCAAUGCAAUGUCUGCAGCAAGACUUUUGCUGUACAUUCAGUGCUCAACGAACAUUUGCGGACCCACACAGGCGAAAAGCCGUUCCUCUGUUCGAUUUGCGGAAGAGGUUUCACACAGAAGACGAAUUUAGCCCAACACAUGAGGCGGCAUCAGGGAUUAAAACCUUACAAGUGUAGUAACUGUGAUAGAAGUUUUGUAUCUAAAGGCGAGCUCGAUGCUCACACUCGUAAGCACACUGGCAAGCAUCCGUUUGUAUGUGAUGAGUGUGGGAACGGCUUCACAACGUCUAGUUCAUUAACAAAACACAGAAGAAUACACACCGGUGAGAAAAGAUAUGCUUGUGAUCUGUGCUCAAUGAGAUUCACAGCUUUAGGGACAUUGAAGAAUCACAGACGGACACACACCGGGGAGAAGCCGUACCAGUGUAUGUUGUGUGAGAAGGCGUUCAUUCAGCGGCAGGAUCUUGUGGGUCAUAUCAGAUGUCACACCGGAGAGAGGCCCUUCACCUGCACGAGCUGCGGGCAAGGGUUCAGGAAGUCGUCAGCUUUGAAAGUGCAUUUAAGGAGUCACGGGAACGACAUGCUUGUUAUGUGAAAGCAUCACCGGCCUCAGUGUAACUAUUUAUAUAUUUUGUAAUUUCAAAUAACUUUUUGUGUACAUUUUGACCAGUUUCUGUGUACGUUCAUUUGUAUGUUACGUUUAAUUCUAAAUCAUAUAUGAUAAAUAAUUACGUUACUGUUGAAAAGGUUCAAUGGGUGCCAUUUAGUACAGUAUUUUUUUUUUAGUUACCACAAUAUAUACAAACUAUUUAGUGAAUUAUACAGAAGAUUAAUAUCGUGCAAAAUUAAACUAUCUGUGCCAACUAUAGAUUUAAAAAAAAGUGCAUUUAUAUGUAAUUAUGUUCACUAGGUAUUAUAACUAUUUUUAAUCUGUCUUGCUUAUUCGUUACUUCAUGAGCUAGUAUUACCGGACUUGUAAUGGCAUUCUAUAUUGGCAUAUGCAUAUUAAAUUGUCAUACUGUUGUGAUGAGAAUUUUUUUAGUAAAUAAUAUAUUUUUUUAUUGUCAAUAAAAUCGAAUAAUUUUUAUCAAUAAUUUAUUUUCCAGCACAAAACAUACACAGACGAAUACUUGUUUAAAACAGCUACAUUUAUAUUAAUUAAGAAAUUUAAACGGGCAGUUUCAAAUCAUAAGGUGGCAAACAUUAAUCACUAUGGGAUUUAUAUAUAUAUAUAUAUAUAAUAAUUUAUUUUUAACAGACAGACAUAUCCACUAACUGUUUACAGUGAAAAAAAAUUCUAUAUACCUCAAACAGAAAUUUGAUUGACCUAUUCUAAAAGCAAAAAUUUAAUAAUAUUGUAAAUUAA